AUGCAUGUUUGGUCCUUUGAAAUAGGUCUUUUGGAGCAUUCUGGAGCAUAUGGGACAAAGGAGCAUGGAGGGACUUGGCACAUGGAAGCAGCUCAACUGGAUACGCAAAGGAAGAAGGGAGAAGCCAUCUUGAAGACCAGCUCGACCGUCCACUCGACCAACCGGUCGAGUUCCUCAACUCGACCGGCCAAGCUUCAACUCGAUCGAGCUGGAGUCAAAGUCAAACCCGAAAAAUGUUGCUUCCCCCUUGACCUUUGA
Molecule: messenger RNA, 258 nt
Organism: Microthlaspi erraticum
Lineage: Eukaryota; Viridiplantae; Streptophyta; Magnoliopsida; Brassicales; Brassicaceae
Source: the annotation of a GenBank genome assembly